AUGAGCGAGCAAAAUACCAAUAGUGAAAAAACACCCGGCAUAGUUUCGCCUCGGUUUUCAAAUGCAGCUAACAAAGCCAACCCCGAUGGCUCGAUGGGACCGCCACCAGUCGUUGCCCCAGGCGCAAACUCUCCAGUCUCGCAGUGCAGUGCGAGCCCCGGUACCUGCGCGACCAAAUCUAUCAUGAACGUUAGCGGAACUUCGGGCGCGGUUGUUAGCAACACGCCCGAGCCCGGUCUGAAAAGAGUCCCUACAGUGACUUUCAGCGAUUCCAAGCACCUAACUUUAAAGCAGCAGGCGGUAGCGAACGCGGCAAACCAGCAGGCUAAGACUAGCGGUGCAGAGGAAAACGAUAAGGGAGAUGCAACCAGCCCAAAGGCCAAACCCGUUACGUCUCCGUCAGCUGGGAUCCCCAACUCUGGAUCAAGACUUCCUUCUCCCCCUCCACUGACGAGUACGGACUCUACCGCAUCGGCGCAGCGUCAGGGAACUGCCUUUGGAGGCGCGGGACGUCACGAUGGCAAAAAAGGGAACAUAAUAUCAAAGCUUUUGCACUCUGCAGACAUCCUGCAUCAUAGCUCGAGCGAGCAAAAUACAAGUGGCGAAGAGGCUCCAAGGAGUAGUUCUGUGACUUCCGAGCCCGAGCCAAAGAAAGAUGACCACCCACACUUUGUAGUGGACGAUGCGCUGCACUCGCCAAGCUUCCGCUCCAGGUCCAAUAGCGCUAGUCCAAUGCCACAAGUUCCUAGUCCCUCUUUCACGCUAGGCGAAAAGAGGCAGGAUUCGGCGCUGAGGCAGCCUGAGGCAACUAUCGCUGAGUCCCUCGACGAGUCAGGCGAACUGCCCUCCGAGGCGUCAAACUUCCACCAAAUUGCUCCCAACAUUCCCAAAAGAGAAACCGGCAAGAACUCGGAACCAAGGCUACCCCAAGAUGACGGAAAGCUACAUGUGUUGUUUGGAGCCACUGGCUCCUUGUCUGUGCUCAAAAUUAAGGCAAUGAUCAAGAAGUUGGAGGAGAUUUAUGGCAGAGACAAGAUCUCGAUUCAGCUUAUCCUAACGCAAGCGGCUGCACAGUUCUUUGCCAACAGGUCAAGAAAACCAAGAAUCGAGAGUCGGACUGCGUCUGAGUCCACUGCUCCCACCAUGUCAUCAAAUCCCGCAGCGGGCGAGCAAGCAAAGCCCUUGGCAACAGCGCCCUCUGCUGCAGCGCAUAACCAUAACGUAACAGUGGGGGGUGGUCCUCCCGGCGGAACGCCCACUAUGGCGCCAAAAAUCGAGCUGCCUGCUCACAUCCAAGUUUGGACCGACCAAGACGAAUGGGACGUAUGGAAGCAGCGCACUGAUCCAGUUUUACAUAUCGAGCUUCGUCGCUGGGCUGAUAUCCUGGUAGUGGCGCCGCUUACAGCCAACACACUCUCCAAAGUUGCGCUUGGGCUGUGCGACAACCUUUUAACUAGUGUGGUUCGCGCGUGGAACCCAAUGUUUCCUAUUUUUCUCGCACCUUCGAUGGUGAGCAGCAGCUACAAUUCUACGAUUACCAAGCGGCAUCUCAAGAUGAUCAAGGAGGAAAUGCCGUGGAUUACAGUUUUCAAACCUUCAGAGAAAGUUAUGGGCAUUCAUGGAGACAUCGGCCUGGGUGGUAUGAUGGACGCGAACGAGAUUGUUGACAAGGUAGUGAUGAAACUUGGGGGAUACCCUAAGGACGAGGAAGAGGAAGAUGACGACGAGGAAGAGGAAGACGACGACAGCAAAAGCGCGAGACAGAAGGAGGAGCGUAGAGCAGAUGGGGAAGAGGAUGAUGACGACGACGACGACGACGACGACGAUGACGACGACGACGAUGACGACGACGACGAUGACGAUGAUGACGACGAUGAUGACGACGAUGUCCCAAACCCUACUGCAAAGAUUCCCCUUCAGAACUCUGCCAACUCUGGAGUUUCGCAUCCAGAACUAGUUCCACAGAUAUCCAGGUAG
Messenger RNA from Lachancea thermotolerans CBS 6340, 1977 nucleotides. RefSeq names its product phosphopantothenoylcysteine decarboxylase complex subunit VHS3 (gene VHS3). Gene Ontology annotation, biological process: coenzyme A biosynthetic process. Gene Ontology annotation, molecular function: FMN binding; phosphopantothenoylcysteine decarboxylase activity. The transcript has a single exon. Bases 1 to 1977 code for a protein of 658 amino acids. The record is from RefSeq and is a predicted model, not a curated record. Gene Ontology annotation, cellular component: phosphopantothenoylcysteine decarboxylase complex. Lineage: Eukaryota; Fungi; Ascomycota; Saccharomycetes; Saccharomycetales; Saccharomycetaceae.